Molecule: messenger RNA, 899 nt
Organism: Parus major (Great Tit)
Lineage: Eukaryota; Metazoa; Chordata; Aves; Passeriformes; Paridae
Product: peptidyl-prolyl cis-trans isomerase E
Exons: 8
Coding region: 81-881 (266 amino acids)
Biological process (GO): protein peptidyl-prolyl isomerization; protein folding
Cellular component (GO): intracellular membrane-bounded organelle
Molecular function (GO): peptidyl-prolyl cis-trans isomerase activity; RNA binding
Source: RefSeq, a predicted model, not a curated record
AUCCCGGCCGAGGGCGGGGCGCUGUCGCCGUUCCGGGGCGGGCCGUGCCGGGCCGAUCCGUUCCGGGGGACCGGGGCGCGAUGGCGGCCACCAAGCGGGUGCUGUACGUGGGCGGGCUGGCCGAGGAGGUGGACGAGAAGGUUCUGCACGCCGCCUUCAUCCCCUUCGGAGACAUCACCGACAUCCAGAUCCCGCUGGAUUACGAGACCGAAAAACACCGGGGAUUCGCCUUCGUGGAGUUCGAGCUGGCAGAGGAUGCAGCAGCAGCUAUUGACAACAUGAAUGAAUCCGAGCUCUUUGGCAGGACAAUCCGUGUGAACCUGGCCAAACCCAUGAGGAUUAAAGAAGGAUCAUCCAGGCCUGUCUGGUCAGAUGAUGAGUGGCUGAAGAAGUUUUCAGGGAAGACUUUGGAGGAGAACAAGGAGGAGGGAGGAGCAGAGGCCCCCAAAGCAGAGGCACAGGAGGACGAGCCUCCUGCCAAGAAAUCCCGGGUCAACCCCCAGGUUUACAUGGACAUCAAGAUCGGGAACAAACCCGCGGGGCGGCUGCGGAUCCUGCUGCGCUCCGACGUGGUGCCCAUGACUGCGGAGAAUUUCCGCUGCCUCUGCACCCACGAGAAAGGAUUUGGCUUCAAAGGCAGCAGCUUCCACCGCGUCAUCCCCCAGUUCAUGUGCCAGGCCGGAGACUUCACCAACCACAACGGCACCGGUGGCAAAUCCAUCUAUGGAAAGAAGUUUGAUGAUGAAAACUUCAUCCUCAAGCACACAGGGCCAGGUAAAGCCAUCUCCAGGAGAGAAAAUGGCUCAGCAUCAUCUAGGGGUCACAUUUGGGCUGAUUUGGUCGUGUUGAUAUCAUCAGCCCUGAAUUAUAAUUAUAAUUAAUUAUAAUUAUUAUAAUCU